Ahaetulla prasina is the source of this 964-nucleotide messenger RNA. It is a transcript of the gene GSTZ1, whose product is annotated as glutathione S-transferase zeta 1. Gene Ontology annotation, molecular function: maleylacetoacetate isomerase activity; glutathione transferase activity. The record is from RefSeq and is a predicted model, not a curated record. Gene Ontology annotation, cellular component: mitochondrion; cytoplasm. The transcript is spliced from 9 exons. Gene Ontology annotation, biological process: glutathione metabolic process; L-phenylalanine catabolic process. Lineage: Eukaryota; Metazoa; Chordata; Lepidosauria; Squamata; Colubridae. Bases 102 to 755 code for a protein of 217 amino acids.
AUUACAGCGCGGAACAUAAGGUGGCCGAGGCCACGCCCAGUGUUAAAGGAGCUUGGCUGCCUUCUCCCAACAAGAUACGUGUUAAUGGGGGAGAGUGCAAGAUGUGUGCCGCGUUAGCAAAGCCAGUUCUUUACACUUAUUUCAGAAGCUCCUGCUCCUGGAGAGUGCGAAUCGCUUUGGCUCUGAAGGGAAUUGCCUAUGAACAAGUAUCCAUAAAUCUUACAAAGGAUGGAGGGCAGCAGAUGACUUCAGACUUUCAAGCAGUGAAUCCAAUGCAGCAAGUCCCUGCCAUCAAAAUCGAUGGCAUCACUCUCUCCCAGUCUCUAGCCAUCAUAGAGUAUCUGGAGGACAGCCGGCCACUCCCAAGGCUCCUUCCAGAGGAUCCAAAGAAGAAAGCUGUGGUUCGAAUGAUCUCAAAUCAUAUUGCUUCUGGAAUUCAACCACUGCAGAAUCUAGCUGUCCUGCAGCAGAUGGGAGAGAAAAAACUAGACUGGGCACAACGCAUCAUUUCUCAAGGCUUCAAAGCUUUGGAACAGAUCCUGCAAGAAACAGCUGGCUGCUACUGUGUUGGGGAUGAGGUGACCAUGGCAGACCUUUGCUUGGUCCCCCAAGUAUACAAUGCUGAGAGAUUUAAAGUGGAUCUGACUCAAUACCCCACAAUAAGCAGAAUCAACAAAGCUCUCCUAAAAUUAGAAGCAUUUCAAAGCAGCCAUCCUUCCCGGCAGCCAGAUACACCUCCAGAACUAAGAUCCUAAAGUUCUUCAACUGUUUGUUUCACUGUGGAGAAAUUGAUCCAAAAUUAAAGGGGACUCUCUUUUUGAAGAUUUUCUGGGAAAAAAAUUAGGGUUUCAUCUGGAAGAGUCUAAUAAAUCUAAGACUAAAAAAAGGAGAGAAAAAAGGCAGUGUAAUUGUAGAAUACAUAGCUGGAGUAAAAUAAACUUUUGAUCAUGUGUUACAAUUGUAA